Messenger RNA from Phymastichus coffea, 4922 nucleotides. RefSeq lists its product as uncharacterized. NCBI's taxonomy places the organism in Eukaryota, Metazoa, Arthropoda, Insecta, Hymenoptera, Eulophidae. Bases 204 to 1322 code for a protein of 372 amino acids. The transcript has a single exon. The record is from RefSeq and is a predicted model, not a curated record.
GACUGAGCCUCUCUCAAAGUCAGGGAUGCGGUGGCGGUGGUGCACCGACGCAGCAGUCUAACACACAGCAGUCUCAACAAAAGAAUCGUCGACAACACUCGACCUCGAGUGACUCGAGCAUAAGCUCAACCACAUCCAGCCCCAGCUCGGAGCUAUCGAUACCUCAAUUGUCGCCGUCAGUCAAGGACAAAAAUUACGUGCCUAUGCAGGUCGGAGACGAGAUAUUCUUUUUUUCUGAGGAGCGCCUCAGGGCUAAAGGGACUGAGAUAACGUCUCCGAAAGAGAAGGAGAAAAGCGAGAGGACGAAGCUCAACUACGACGAGUCAUCCAAGAGAAGUCCCGUCAAUGUAGCCACCGCCAACAACCAAAAGCAAGUUUCUCCAUGCGAGGAGCGCAGCAGAGAGCGCAGUCUCGACUGCCCAAGUACGAAGCUGACCGGCAUCAAAUGUCAAAGCUCCCGGCAAAGAACGUUAGAGAAAGCGACCAAGGAAGGCAGCAAGAGUCUGGUAAAGAUCCAAGUCGAGAACUGCUAUAGGGAAUCCUUACUGCCCUCUAAGCCCCAGUCUCCCGAGGAAGAAGGGUCCGUCGCGCCCAAGGCCAAAAAGAGUGACUACAACUGCCGAGGCUCCCUGUCCGACAGUGACUGCGGCGUCAUCAACAAAAGCAGCGUCAAGAGCAAGAAGUGUAACAGCAGCGAGCAACCGGCAACGCCCAGCUACAACAGCAACGCCAAGAAGCCUCCCAGCAGCUCGGACCCGGCCAGCAAGAACAAGUUCACCUGGUGCGGCAGCUGCAAGAGCUCCAAAAACCCCGGUUCCUCACUGGGCCUAGGUUCGAAGACGGCCGCGUCCGCGGCGGCUGCAGUGGCGGCGGCGCACGAGCGCCAAGCCAAGAGCUACCUCAAGAGGUUGAGCCGCUCAUCGCUGUCCACCGACUCGGCGGCUGCCGACGCCAACAACAAGAUCUCACUCAACCUGUCCAAGUAUUCGCCGUGCGCCUCCAGGCUAGCCGCCAGCUCGAAGAUUUUGUCGAGCGACUCUCUCGGUUACGGUCCUGGCGCUAGCGGUGGUACCAGCCCUGAGAGCCCGCUACACACGGCACGCGCCAAGAGUCCCGUGCAGCCCUGCCUGUCGCUCAAGAUACAGAAGUUGCAGGAGCAGCCGACGCCGUCGCGCAGUAAGAGCGUCAGUGAUAGCUGCGUCACCUCGCCGACCAGCGACGCCACCAGUUCAUCACCGCCUGGUACCGAGGUCAUCUCCCUCGAGGACGUCAGCCAGAACAGAGAGGAGCGCUGGAACUGUAAUCACCGUAAUCUGCGUUGAAUGGACGUGCAUCACUCGCUCGCGUUUAUCUUCUACUUAUUCUUCUACUUUUUCUUUCUUAGUUUUAAGCAAGCGGGACACGCGUGGUAAUGGGACGCGAUAUUUUCCGGGAGAUGAAAAUAUACGCCGAAUCGUUUCAAAUGUUGCGCUACUUGAUACUGACAGCACUGACAGUUGAGUGCUUAGCGUGUGAGAAUGUGUUGUUAGAUUGUUGGGGUUUGGAAUACGCGCGUGUACUUUAUAGAGCUAAUUUUUGCGGCGACACUUCGACGCCUACAUUUUUCUACAUACAUAAGAAUAAAUGCGGUGCAGAUAGAAUAAUAUUGCUCUACGACAUUAACAUUUGUUUACUUUCUUUCAUCCUUUUUUUAUAAUGUAUAAGACGAUUUCUUUUGGUUUAAAUUUUAUUUUAGACAAGUUUUUCAACUUUGAAGUUAUUUCAAAGAUUUUUAUAUAUGGAUUUGCGAGUUCUACGUCGCGUGCAUUUAAAUUUUUUGAAUAAAAAUUUGCGUCGUUACUUUUUUUAUAAUUUAGAUCGGUUUAUUUAUAUUUGCGUUGAAUUAACUGAAAUUCGAGAGAAAAUUACCAUGUCGGGCCAUUUAUACAUUUAGCAGCAUACAUGCGGUGGCUGCAUAUCAACUAGAGCAUUUUUACUAAAAUAAUUGCUAGAUAAUCGCUGUGAAUUGUUUCAUUCGUUUGAAAAUUUUGUAUAAGUCUCAAACUUCUAAAGAAAACAGUACAAAUGUAUAAAUUAUAUUAAUCUUUCAUUUUUCACUUUUUUACAAGCAUGCUAAUAUUGUUUGUGUGUCUGUGAACGAAGGAAAAAAAAUCUUGGCGAUACAUGUUGUUGCGAUAUUAAGCAUACAAAAAAUAUGUGGAGUAUAUUACAUAUGAGUAUUAUUACAAAAUUAGACAAUCGAUUGACAUGUAAGUAACGAGAACUUUGUCAUGCCAAGAACAAGUUUCUUAGCUAUCUUAGCUACACUGUGAUGUUCCGAUCUUCGAUAUUUUGCAAGAUACGCUCCGUAUCGGCCACUAUGCUGUCUCUUAUUUGUUUUUUUCUUUGUGAAUGGGAUUUAUAUUUUAAUUGUUAUAUUUACAGAUAUUCAAAUUCAAAAUUGCAUUUGUAACUGAAGUGCCAAAAAACGCUGACUAGAUACUCGACGAUUAUAUCAUCAUUGUCUUUUAAAUAUUUGAACAAUAUUCUUCCGCACCUUCGUUGAAUUGAAAAACUUACUAAAACAUUAAUAAAAUGUCUUGUUAAUUUAAAAAUAUGUUUUAAAACAAUGAUAAUUCGAUUAUUACCGUGGACUCGUCAGUUUUAAUCUAGAUAAUUUUUAACAUUACGCAUAAUUAAGUAGCGAUUGAUGCUUAUUUUAUCUACAGAAAAUAAUAAUUGUUCUCAAUAUGUGAAUUUGCGCCAAGUACAUUUUUACUUACAAACGUAAAUAAUGAAUUUAUUGGAAUCCUAUUUAUUGAAAGCGCAUAAGAAAAUUUUCCAAGUUCUGAUUCAAAUCCAUCUAUGAAAUUGAUAAUUGAUGUUUCGUAAGUGUAAGCAAUACUUAAAUAAUUUGCCAAAAAGGAAAAAUGCGAAGAUUUUACAAUUUUGCAGAUUUGUGAGUGAUGUGGUUCUGCAUCAUUUGGCUGUAAAAGUCUCGAUUACGAAAGUUGAUUGAUUCUUUAUUGAUUAAUAAAAUAAAUUGUAUUACAAAAAGACUUUUUUCCAUCAUUACUGAAUAUCGUUGACAACUUAAAUUCAAAGUGCAAACAUGAAAACUGUUUUGGAUAUUAAUGUUGAAUAUAAGAAGUGCUCAAUUUAUGUCGCCUCCGUAUCACGGAUAAUUUUUUCUUAAAUUAAACAUUGACGGUAACAAUAAUUUGUGAAAAAUUUUCAUCGACUAAUAUUGUAUUACAAUAGAUUUAACUGAAUUAUAGUUGGAAUAACUUAAGAAUUAUAAGUUUAAAUAAAGAUCGGUCGACUGCAUUCCAUCGGCUCUACUACUAAAUGGAGCAUUGCAAGAAGGCUACGUAAACACUUGAUGGGAACGUGUUUACCAAAUUCUAAACUAUAAUGCAUCAAUUACGUGCAAUGAAAGAUGCAUGUACAUAAUAUAUAUCUUCCGAUAUAGUGAUCGACAAAGUACAGUACCUACUCGUAUAUUAUUGCAAUGAAACUCUGUCAUAGUUACAUUUUCAUAAAGAUAGAUAGAAGAUAAAAUAUCUGAAUACUAGCUUUCGCCAUUUUCACACUCAAUUUUCAUUUAUACUUUCAAUUAAAAACAAUCAAUUGAAUUAGCGCUAACUUUCAGACAUUACGGUGAUUUAGUUGUGGUUACUUUAAUUUUUUAAUUGUAAUAUUUGAGAUAAUUUACUGUAAUUAUAAUUAUAUCAAUAACGAAAGCUCGUAAUUUUGAAAAAAAAUUGUGUAAAAAAUUGUAAACAAAUUAAUAAGAAUACAAAUAGUUAGGGACAAUACACUGCCAAACUUUGACCGUACGUUAGUUAAUUUGUAAAAUGAGAAAAAAUUGUUAACAAGUUAAGAAAUCGUUUAUGCAACUUUGACCAUAAUAUGUUUCUUGUUAAUAUUUUUAUAUUACACAAAUGUAAAUAUAUGAAUCAUUUUAACAAAGGAGUUAAAGAUACUGUAAUGCAGUGUAGCAUUGAAAUUACAGUUUGAAGACUCAAUGUACCAAUGGAAUAUUACCAAGCGCUCAUUGUGAACAUUGUUUUUUAACAUGUAGACUGUUUCAGAUGAUUUUGACAGUUCUCUAGGAUAUACUGCAUUUUACAUCAGGUGCAUUUAUGAAUCGCAUUCACUUCUGCUUCUCUGGUAAUGCCAGGUUGUAAAUGCUACUGAAAGUUUGUCAUAUUCCAUUUGUUCAUUCCAUUUUUUUUCACUUUGACGCAUCUAAUUAUAAAAAAUAAUAUAUAUAUACAUACUGAAAAUUUAAGUAAUCUCUUUAAGCAGUAAAGGCUAACGGUAAAUUACUUAAAAGUAAAACCAAAUAUCAAUAAGGAAUUUUGUACAUAUAACACUGCAAUAUCAAGAAAUUUGUUAUGUCUAUCUGAACAAGCAUUAAUUUUUUGUCUGUCGUCGGCAUUGUAGAAGGAAAAUUUCGAAUUUUUAUCUAGAUUGGGCACGAAAAACUAUGCCGAAACUUCUCUUUGUAAAUACUGAUAUACCAUAGUUUGUAAGAUCAAUACAAACAUAAUGUCCAUGAAUCCAAUGAUGGAAUAUCGAGCGCGAAGCAAAUAUAAUGGUAUAAUUGUUGUUACGUGUAACUGUCCUUUUUACGUUGAGUUCUAUGUGCUCUCUACAUACGAGAAAAAUUUAUUUAGCAUCCCCUAGCGACAAUGUCAACAGUGUUUAUUUGAUUUUCUUAAUUUUGAAUAAAAUUUCGAACAAAAAUUCACGCAAUAAAAAUAACAUGCAUGUGUCUGAGUGAUUUUGAGAAUGCGUAGACUGUGUACGAAGAUUUAUUGCUAAAAUGGCCGAACAUUAAAACUUGCACGUUGUUUCCUUUUCAAUUGGAACUUUCACAGUGAUAUUUAUUUAUCUUUCCGUCUGGGAGUUUUUUGAGCAAAUAAAUAAUUUUUACU